Molecule: messenger RNA, 1453 nt
Organism: Paramecium sonneborni
Lineage: Eukaryota; Ciliophora; Oligohymenophorea; Peniculida; Parameciidae
Source: the annotation of a GenBank genome assembly
AUGGGGAUAUGCACAUCAAAAAGAAAAGUGGAUGAAAAUGUAUAAAUAGUACCCUAUAAGUAAAUAAAUAAAUGAUUUUUUUGAUAGAGUAUGUAUAACUGCAUUUAUUUGGAAUAAGGAAAGUCAUAAUUUAUUUGAUUUUGAGAGUAAUUAGGUAACAAAAAAAGAAAUAGAAUUAGAUUUUUCAGGUAGUUAUGAGUUAGAUAAUUAGGAACACUUUCAAUGGUGGACAAUUAAAUAAUUGCAUUAACAGAUAAUGUAUAAAAUUCUCAAAAAUAUAAAACAGGAAUAUGUAAAUAAAUAGAUCCAAUUACUAAGAGUAGAUUGUGAAUAAGAAUAUAUGAUGUUAUCUGGAAUGAGUCAAAAAUCAGAUUAAAGAGUUUGGGCUAUAUUAUGUAAUAGACCUGAUUUUGAAUCAUUAAAUGUAAUAAAUAAAUAAAUUUAUAUAAAAGGAAUGGGAACUUUAAAAAGGUGAUAUGAUUAAAUUAGGAAGAAUGAAAUUAUAACUACUUGAAAUUAAUCAUGAUAUUGAUACUCUUUAAUAAUAAAAAGAAUAAAUAGAAAAUGAUGAUGAAUUAUAGUCUAAAGAUUUAGAAUUGGAAGCUAGUUAAUGUAGAAUUUGUUUUUCUAAAAAUGGUUCUUUGUCUAAUCCUCUCUUUAGUCCUUGUAAAUGUAAUAAUCUUCAUUAUUAAUUAUUUUAGGUAUUGGUUCUAUGAAAUAUGUUCAUCUUAAUUGUUUAUAAAUUUGGAUUCAGUAAUCAAUUAAAAUUAAAAAUCAGCAAUCUUCUAUAUAAUAUAUUUGGAAAAAAAUGGAAUGUGAAGUCUGUAAAAUGCCAUUACAAAGUACUUAUACCUACUAAGGCUAAAUAUUUUGUAUAAUGUAAAUUUAAAAACCUAUUGUUCCAUAUAUGAUUUGGAAAAUAACAUCUGAUGAUAAAUCUAAAGAAGGUAUCAUUUAAGUCAUGGAAUUAAUUGAUAAAUAAGAUAUUAAAAUCGGAAGAGUCCCUGAUUGUGAUAUCAAAUUAAAAGAUAUCUCGGUUUCAAGAAAUCAUGCUCUUAUCAAAGUAAUUAAAUCAGAAUAUAAUUAAUACAAAUUACUUCUCUAAGAUAAUAACUCUAAAUUUGGAACAUUAUUACAUGCCUCAUCUGGUAAAUUACUUAAAUAUGAAUUAUAAUCUCCAUAAAAAGUUCUCUAUCAAAUUGGACGAGUUCUCCUUCAUGUUUAAUUAAAAGAAAAAGGCAAAUCUUAUAAUAAAUAGUAUUUACUAUCUUUUUAUUCUAGAUUUACUUGUUAUAGACAUCCAAAUCAAAUUUUAGUCUUCCCUAAAAAAAGUAUUAAUGAAUAAGCUACUAUUGUUCCAAAUCUUGAAAAAGACAAAGACAAUCAACUAUCAUUCUAAACCCAUAAUGAAUUAAAUCAGGAUGACAUAGUUAUUAAUGUUAAAUAAAUAUGA